Molecule: messenger RNA, 987 nt
Organism: Hevea brasiliensis (rubber tree)
Lineage: Eukaryota; Viridiplantae; Streptophyta; Magnoliopsida; Malpighiales; Euphorbiaceae
Exons: 2
Coding region: 179-760 (193 amino acids)
Source: RefSeq, a predicted model, not a curated record
AAUUAGAAUAUAGAGAUUGAAAGAGUGAAGACAACUUGCCUAACCAGCUAACCUUAGAAAUGGACCCUCUCUCUGUCUUUUUCUUAACUACCAUCUCAUCUCCAACUUAAAAAUAAUCCAUGAUUGCCACAAACUCCAUCAACCAUAUCUCUCUCUCUCUCUCUCUCUCUCAACAUUCAUGGGUAAUGCAGCUUCUUGUGCUCCUUCAAUCAUCUCCAAUGGAGUUGUAAAGGUCCUGCUGUCCAAUGGUUCCUUGCAAAUCUACACAAAGCCAGUAAAAGCAGCAGAGCUCAUGCUUGAAAACCCUGGAAAAUUUAUCUGUGAUUUCAACAGUCUCAAAAUUGGGCAAAGAAUUUAUGGCCUAUCAGCUGAUGAAGAGCUAGAGAGACGCCAACUCUACUUUGUUCUUCCUAUGGACUUGCUUUACUCAGUUCUUACACAAGAGGAAAUGGCUUCUCUCUCCUGCAGAGCAACCAAAGCUUUCAAGAACAAUAAUUUGGCCAAGAUUUUCCCAGUUCUUAGUGAGUUUUGCAUUUUUCCAACGGCUUCAGAGAUCAAGACAAUUGAUCAUAUUGCUUCAAGUUCAACCUCCUGCACUGAUGAUAUUGAAGAUGAUGAUGAUCAGCCAAAGCUCGUGGAGAGAUACUCCAAGCAAGGAUCAUGGAAGCCUGCUUUGGAGACCAUUGUUGAAACUCCAUCCAUAGACAAGGGGGGAGAAAGGGGGCUGCAAGUGUGGCAUGAUGGAGCGGAUUUUGUGUAGAGCUUUGCUUAAGCUCGUUGAUGAAAGCUAAACAAAAUGAUGUUGCCACUUUUUAAACAUUUAUGUCCGCACAUUGCAAUAUUAUAAUUUAUAAUAUGUAUAUGCUACUAACCAAACAGUUUUUGCCUAAUUGUCUAUUAUGGACGUAUUGUGGGACCCCUCAGCAAAGCUGGUUGAAUUUUCGGGAUUUACUUCCUAUUAUUAUUGGAUAUUAAUUGUUAUUUUAA